Molecule: messenger RNA, 699 nt
Organism: Symsagittifera roscoffensis
Lineage: Eukaryota; Metazoa; Xenacoelomorpha; Acoela; Convolutidae
Exons: 2
Source: RefSeq, a predicted model, not a curated record
AACAACAACAACAACAACAACAACAAAGAUAACAACAACAACAACAACAACAACAACAACAACAACAACAACAACAACAAUAUCAAAUACAACAACAAUAACAAUAACAAAAACAACAACAACAACAACAACAACAACAACAACAACAACAACAACAACAACGACAACAACAACAACAACAACAGCAACAACAACAACAACAACAACAACAACAACAACAACAACAACAACAACAAAAACAACAUCAACAUCAACAACAACAACAACAACAGCAUCAACAACAACAAAUACAAGAACAGCAAUAACAUCAGUAACAACAACAACAACAACAACAACAACAACAACAACAACAACAACAACAACAACAACAACAACAACAACAACAACAACAACAACAACAACAACAACAAUCAAAACAACAACAACAACAACAACAACAACAACAACAACAACAACAACAACAACAACAACAACAACAACAACAGCAAUAACAACAGUAACAACAACAAGAACAACAACAAGAAACACAACAACAAUACCAACAACAACAACAACAACAACAACAACAACAACAACAACAACAACAGCAACAACAACAACAACAACAACAACAGCAACAACAACAACAACGUCAAAUACAAGAACAGCAACCGCAAAAACAACAAAAACAACCGCAACAACGAGAACAAUAACAUCUAA